AUGUACUGUUUGCACAACAACAAGAAUGACCCUAAAGGCCGACGAGAGGACUUACUUCAGAUCGUACCGCAUGCGUAUGGACUUCAUGAGAAGUGUAAAUCAUGGUGUGGAUUUAAACAGAGCCCGCAGACUUAUAGACAUAAAGAUCUUCCAGGAGGUAAAGACCUUACAGAUGAAAAUUUAAAGGCAGCAAUCAAUGAUUGUUUGGUGCCUUUCACCGCAUUAGAAGUUACCACCAAACUAUCACAUCUUGGGAGUUCCCAACCAAAUGAAGCGUUCAACUGUGUUGUGGGAAGCAAAGCUCCAAAAAUACGGCAUUAUGGAAGCUCCGAAAGUCAAGAUUUCAGGGUUGCUGCUUCAGUUUGCCAGUUUAAUGACGGAUUGCAUUAUCUGAACGAUGUAGGAAGUGAGUGUGACUUGAAAGAAAAUUCAGCAUUGAAUGCUUACAUGAAUGUCACUGAUCAUGAGAGGAACGCAAGUACCACUUACAAAAACGCUGUUGGAUAUCAAGGCCCUAGUUCAGAUGUAAUAUCUGCAAAAGUUAAUAAAGAAUUGAGAAAUUCCAUCUCUGAUUCAGAGUACAAGGGAAUUAUUGAUAUGGGCGGUGUUCAAGAAGAUGCAAGCGAUUCACAAUCUUCCAUACCAGAUUCAAACACUGAAAGUAACACUACAAAACAAUUUGCUUACCUUGUGCUAGAUCUUGAGACAACAGGAUUUGAACAAACGAGUGAAAUUCUUCAGCUGUGCUGCAUGCCAAUCAGCAACAGUGAUGGGUUGCUGUGCAAGUAUAUGCUUCCCGCCAUUCCAAUCAAACUAUCAGCAUCGAAAGUUACAGGUCUGACAUGUGGAUAUCACAAUGGCCUUCAUACAUUUCUGUUUGGAACAGAAUUCGAUGCCAAGGAAGAUGUCAAGGCGUUGGCUGAGAUCAUGUUCAACUCAGAUGUUCAAGUUGAUCCAAAUGAAUUUACAAAGAUUUCGAAGACCAUGGAGUCAGUUGUAGAAGAGGUGCUCCGUCAAUCGCGCACUAAAGUCCUCAUAGAAGAAUUUAAAGGAAUUGAUGUUUCAAGACAAGUGAAAGGGAACCUUGUUCAGGCAGGAAUAAAAUGA
Messenger RNA from Exaiptasia diaphana, 1107 nucleotides. RefSeq lists its product as uncharacterized. Gene Ontology annotation, molecular function: nucleic acid binding. The transcript has 3 exons. The coding region runs from base 1 to 1107 and encodes 368 amino acids. Lineage: Eukaryota; Metazoa; Cnidaria; Anthozoa; Actiniaria; Aiptasiidae. The record is from RefSeq and is a predicted model, not a curated record.